AUGGGUGCGUCGCAUUCGCGGAGCGCGCGCGAGCGCGAGUCCCGGUCCCCGCCGCCCGAGCGGCCGUUGCGGCGGACGCGGGACGAGAGCGAGUCGCACGAUAACGAUGUGCAGGAGCCGCACGCCCGGCGCCGCCGCCUGGGCCUAUCGCGGAGCCUAGGACUUGACCGCAACGAAGAGGAUCGUCCGCCGCGUGCGAGCCGGAUGCUUCCGCGGCGCCUGCGCUCGAAUUGGGGUCGCACGGACGAAGGCGAAGAAGAGCCGCAGACUGGCGACCCUCUUGCUGCGGAGCGCCGCGAAACGCUCCGCAUGAUUGAGCGUGUCCUCGGCCGCGAGCGCGCUGCGGCUGUGACGUCGCGUGCGGAUCCGCCGGCGGCCGAUAGUGCACCUGCCCCAUCCUCAUCGCAUCCGCGAUUGGACCCAGCUGCACUCCGGGGAUCGCUGCCUGAUUCCGAGCGAACACAGCGCGACACGCAACAGGGACACCGCCCUUCGUCGGCCUUUGGCACACUCCUUUCCGAAGUGCUGGGCGCGUCGCGUGCAGGCGCUCCGGGUAGCCAGCAGCCCCACUCCUUGUCGGGCACCUCGGUCAUUGUGCAGGGCGCGCUCGUUGCGCAUACGGCACCGAGCGAUCGGAAUAGGACAGCGUCGAGUGCGACAGACACAUCGGCGGCUGCCGACGCCCCGAAUGCCGACACGCCGGCUUCCACGGGCACGUCGGCUGCCACAGGCACAUCGGCUGCGGAUGCCUCUGCUCCGCAGCCACCACCAGAGGGUGCAAGUGGCACGCGCGAAUCGGGUAUGCCGCACGCUGCGUCGCUCGAGGAACAGGGCGAGAUGCUCGGCCGUAUUUUGCGGAUCGCGACGGCCGCAACGGCCGCAUCGCUGGUCAGCAACCUGCCGCCAGGCACCCCCAUCACUGGGUCGUUUCCCCCGAACGGGGCGCCCGCGCCCGCGCCGGCCCCGAGCGAAGGGCCGACCAACUCCAACCCCGCCCCAACUGUACCUAUGCCUCCCAACCCCGAGACGACUUCAUCCUCUACCCCCCAAGGCACCACCUCCCAGGGACGCACGCCGGGCAGCCGGCUCGGCAGCGAGCUCCUGGAGCGCCUCACGGCGAUCUCGUCGCGCGUGCGCAACCCGGAGCGCACGCCGAGCUCGCCUGCGCCUGCGCCUGCACCGCCCGAGUCCGAGGCCAUGUCGACGAUCUCGCGUCUGAUGCGCGAGGCGCUUCGUGCGUCGGUCGCGGCGCAUACGCCGCGUCCCAGCGCGACGCCGGAUGCGCACACGAACGACUCGCCUGCGUCCUCCGUCCUUUCCACACUUGAAAACGCACGCCACGGCAACCCCAUUACCGAGGGCGAGCCGGGCACCUUUGAGCGAUUCCUGCACGACUUGCUCCAGGACCUCGGUGCGGCGGUGCUUGGCAUCGACCACAGCGGCGAGGCGCGCUCGUCCGAGGCGACAGCUGCGCCGUCGGAUGCGGGCCCCUCGACGCGUGCCUCGACCGAGCCGCCGCGCGGCGCCGAGGAGGCGGAUCCUGCCGUCCGUGCGCGCCGCGAAGGCGAUCUGAGCUGCGGCCAACUCUCCUUUUUCCGUUUGUACCGCUUUGAGCGGAACGAGGAGUCGUCGCUGAUCCCAUGCGUCCUAGUCGGCGUGCGGAGCCUGCGAGCUGAUGAGCGUUUGAUGGGCAACGAGGAGCGCAACGAGGAUGGGCAGAACAAUACCUCGCGCUUCAUUCUCUUUGUGAGUGGCGGGCGCUACCACGACGACCACCCCCUGCUGACCGCGCGCCCCCGCGACGCGGGCCGCGAUCUGAUGUUUAUGAUGGAGCUCCUCGGGACGAUGGCCGCGAUGAGCAACAAGCCGCAGACUGCGAGCGCGUCUGAUAUUGCACGCAGCGGCCUGCGCCGCGUCGCGGCCUCGGAGCUCGCUGGGCUGCGUGAGCAGGGCGAGGUCACGGAAAACACGAGCGAAAAGUGUCUCGUGUGCCUCGAAGACUGGCAGCCGGCAGACGAGUGCCGUAUCCUCACCUGCCACCACGCGUUUCACGCGGCAUGCGUCGACAAGUGGCUCGAGCAGAGCUCCAAUUCGUGUCCUCUGUGUACGUCUCUCUACUAA
This is a messenger RNA of Malassezia japonica, 2121 nucleotides long. RefSeq lists its product as uncharacterized. The record is from RefSeq and is a predicted model, not a curated record. Lineage: Eukaryota; Fungi; Basidiomycota; Malasseziomycetes; Malasseziales; Malasseziaceae. The transcript has a single exon. The coding region runs from base 1 to 2121 and encodes 706 amino acids.